UCCUUCUCCAUACUAAGCUGGCGAGUACCUAUUACAUCAUGACCUCUGAGGAGCUUUCCCACCUUCCUAGUUACCACCGCUAGUCGAGAAACAAGCCCAGAAUUCUUUGAAAUUGAAUAUAGCAAUAGCAUUCUUGAAUUUGAGUUGAUUGGAUUGGAAACAUUGGAGGGAUUGGAGGAGGAAGUAGGGGGAGUUUUGGAGAUUUGAGAGGCAGAGAUGGAGGGGACUGGGAGUUUAUAUGAUUGGACUGUAAUUCGAUCCAUUUUGGCUAUAAUUCAAUGGUGGGGCUUCAAUGUCACUGUUAUUAUCAUGAAUAAAUGGAUCUUUCAGAAACUGGAGUUUAAGUUCCCCUUGACGGUGUCAUGUGUACACUUUAUCUGCUCAGCUAUUGGUGCAUACCUGGUAAUCAAGGUGCUAAAACUCAAGCCUCUUAUUGUGGUGGACCCUGAAGAUCGAUGGAGAAGGAUCUUUCCAAUGUCCUUUAUCUUUUGCAUAAACAUUGUGCUGGGAAACGUUAGUUUGCGUUACAUACCGGUUUCUUUUAUGCAAACCAUAAAGUCCUUUACUCCGGCAACAACAGUUUUUCUGCAGUGGCUAGUUUGGAGAAAAUACUUUGACUGGAGAAUAUGGGCAUCAUUAGUUCCCAUUGUUGGAGGAAUUCUUCUUACUUCUAUCACUGAGCUAAGUUUCAAUGUCUUCGGCUUCUUCGCUGCCUUGUUCGGCUGUCUUGCUACCUCUACAAAAACUAUCCUCGCAGAAUCUCUGCUUCAUGGUUACAAAUUUGACAGCAUAAACACAGUAUAUUACAUGGCACCUCUUGCAACAAUGAUCUUGGCUGCACCAGCUCUAGUGCUUGAAGGAUCUGGAGUGGUGGAAUGGUUCCGCACACAUACUGAGCUUGUCUCACCACUAAUUAUUAUCUUUGGCUCUGGAGUGUUAGCGUUCUGCCUCAACUUCUCCAUCUUUUAUGUCAUUCACUCUACAACUGCGGUCACAUUUAAUGUGGCUGGAAAUCUUAAGGUUGCAGUUGCUAUUACAUUUUCGUGGCUCAUCUUUAGGAACCCAAUUUCACUUAUGAAUGCUGUUGGAUGCACGGUGACGUUAGUAGGAUGUACAUUCUAUGGGUAUGUGAGACACAAGCUAUCGCAACAGACCCCAGGAACACCUCGUACACCUCGGACUCCCAGGAACAAAGUCGAGUUGCUUCCUCUCGUUAAUGACAAACUGGAUGACAAAGUUUGAUAUUAGUGGUUGAGCUUUAGUGUCACUGCUUAGUUGGGAGUACAGAUUUAGCAAAUGAAUUCACAAGAAAAAAAAAAAACAUUGCUUCUCUUCUUUGUCUGUAAAAUUCCAUUCAGUUAUCAUAGCCUUUUUGUUUCUUUGAUCUCAUUUCUGAGGAUUAGAUCUAUACAGAUACAUUUGUUUAUUAGAACAAUUAACCUUUUUAUCAGCAAGUACAUGUUCUUAUUGAAUUGAAUUUUAUCGUGCUGUAGAUCAUUUGCUUGUUAAGGAUGGUUGAAAAGUACUUUUGAGGGAGUCCA
Coffea eugenioides is the source of this 1541-nucleotide messenger RNA. RefSeq names its product UDP-galactose transporter 1. The transcript is spliced from 5 exons. NCBI's taxonomy places the organism in Eukaryota, Viridiplantae, Streptophyta, Magnoliopsida, Gentianales, Rubiaceae. The coding region runs from base 217 to 1242 and encodes 341 amino acids. Gene Ontology annotation, molecular function: antiporter activity. Gene Ontology annotation, cellular component: Golgi apparatus. The record is from RefSeq and is a predicted model, not a curated record.